Ectocarpus siliculosus is the source of this 1736-nucleotide messenger RNA. The record is from the annotation of a GenBank genome assembly. Lineage: Eukaryota; Phaeophyceae; Ectocarpales; Ectocarpaceae.
CAACUGUGACUUGCGCCUCUAUGGAGCGCAAGGUCGCCCUUCACCGUUGGGCAACGCUUGCCUAUGUAAUCCUGCUGCUGUGUGAAUCUCCCGCUCUGUCGAUGGCCUUCUGCGUGCAUCACUCUCGCUACCUUCGCUCCGCGAGCUACGCUCGAAGCUUCGAGUCUGCUCGACUAGCCGCCGCGACUUCCACCCCGCCACGACGGAAAGGCAUGCGCCGUGGCAGAGCGACGAGCAUGCUACACUCCGACGCAUGCGGAGGGUCUACCUCUGCUUCUUCUUCUCAAGUUCAGCUUUCGCAGUUGCCUACCGCAAUGGACAGAAUUUUACCUUUCGGGCGCUGCGUCGGGGUAGCGUUGCCUCCAACCUUGACUGAUGAUGUCAUGACUGCAGCAGGGGAAGAGCUCUUGCCCAAGGAGAUGGCGUACUGCCUGGGGCUGCCAAGAGCACUGCAGUUGGGUUUUCUCGGCGGGAGGCUUGCUAUCCGUCGCGCGUUAAACGGCAUGGAGGACGUUUCAGCAGCCGCUUCCUCACAAGCCAUCCUUCACAACCAAGACGGUGCCCCGGUGCUGCCAGAAGGAGUCUCCGCGUCCAUCAGCCACAAGCAGCAUUUGGCUGUUGCUCUCGUGCAGUCCGGUUGUGAGGGGCACUUGGGUAUCGACAUCGAGCUUCCAGCCGUGCAGAGGCGUUUGGACCUGCGCCGACGAGUGCUGACGCCGAGGGAGUGCGAUAGCCUUGGUGGCGUUGAUGGGAUGAGUGACCAGGAGGAGGUGCUUCUAAGGUUUUCGAUGAAGGAGGCGGUGUACAAGGCGGCGCAUCCGUUUCUACAUCGCCCGCUGGGAUUCAAGGAUGUGGAGGUGCAGCCUGUGCGAGGGGGAGGGUGCGAGGUGCGUACGACCACGAGAGGGGCAUGGGGAGGCCUUCGACUGUCCGCGGGCUGGAUGUUCUUUCCCGACGUGCUUGGUCAGCCCUUGUUUUUGUCGUAUUGCAAGGCGGUUGACGGUGGUGUGUCCAGUAGCAGCAGCAGAAGAAGAAGCACAAGUGUAAGCAGUAGCGGUGGGCAAGGGAGAUAGCAGCUCGCCCCAUACAUUUCCUGUCUGCAUUGUGACAAGCAACUUCACCACUCGGGGUUUUCUCUUGUGGCUGGGCGUGUGCGAUACAUGUAUAUAUGCAUUCUUGUCCCAGUUUUUACGGAGUUUCAAACAAGGAUCUAAACUAGUCAGGCGAGGGGGUCUACGUUGUCUGCGCAUGUGCGCGCGUGGUGUUGGUCGACGUUCACCAUGUCCCCCUGGAUUGCUGCAGUGGCACGUGCAGACUAUGGCCGUAGCACAUGGGGGGAAUGGGAGACACGAACAUUUGUGCUAGGACAUCGAGGACAACCUUCUAGGACCGUUUGUUUGAUUUCGCACUUACUUGCGGGAUAUUCAGGAAGACAAGCGGCGCGGUAGGAGGAGUGUAUCUUGAGCAAGCGCUGUCGGCGGACUUGAUGUUAUUCCUCUUUCCGAACAUUUUCCGUCGCUCGCAGUGCUUGGCUACCCCAGUAUAUAGCCUAGCCUCUCUAAUUGAAGAGCCUUGAUCCGGUAUCUGGUUCCUCUGGGGUGCAUGCCGUGGCUGGUGUUUCGCGGUUGGGGCUCGCCGUCCUUCCCUCAUCGAGGACCAUUGAAACGUAGUGCCAGUGUCUCCAGCAGUGCUAUCGUACAAUGCUACAAUAAUAGUUGUUAGUGGCGCUGUUGUGC